UCAUAUUAGUGAAUUAUAGAUCACCUGAGUGCAGUUGAUGUUUGUCAAUGAUUUUAGUAUGAAAACGUAUGUGUGAGGUCCAGUCUCUGGUUCAUCAGUAUUCCUGCCACAAUUGCAACAUGGCGACAAAAGAACAUGCCAAGCAACACAGAGAAUGGCUCACUGAAAAAUAUAAGUCAACAGAUGGCUACAAAAGAUUUCCAACUCACUGGACAUCCCACAGAGUUCAGAUGCUGUCUUCAUCUACCACCUCUAACUCCACCACCUCUGACCCCAAACAUGUUGCCAUGGAGACCUACUGGAGGGAAGUACACAGCAUCGAGGAGGAGAAGGAUGGGGAAGAAGAAGAGGAGGAAGAUGAGAGAAAGAGUAUGGAUGAGGUGGAGCUUGAGGAGGCGUGGCUGACAGAUGCGGGGUUGGCUUCCCUGGUGACGGGCUUGCCAUUGGCAGAUGAGGUGCCACCGCCUGCUGAGGUGCUGCUGUCCACGUUGACACAUCAACAAGCAACCACUGUGAGGAAGAGGCUGGAUAACUAUAACGAGACACUGAAGAAGAGAAACAGACAGCCAAUCAGAGAUGUCCGGGAUAUCUUCACUGAGCCUGACGACCCAGCAGACAGAUCUGUGUACCCCCACUCCCAUCAUGCUGAACCAUCACCAAGUCGAUACCACACCACCACCAAGACCAUUCGCCGAAAUACUUCCAGAGUACGACCAACUCUACCCUUGUUGGCUGUUGAAGAUCGACUACCGGAGCACCCUUCACCCCCCUCAAACACAGACUCUCUGCAUCACGCAAACUCUCCAGGAAACAAAUGCUCUCCGACACAUGUCAUCGACACAAAUGUUCUGACACAUGCACAUUCUCCAACACACACCGACUCUCACAAAUAUACCUCUUCCCCUCCUCACACACGCACGCCCCCCGUCAGUCAAUUGAUGCAACCUGACUGGGUGCUGCGGGACUCUCCAUACUCAGAGGCUGUGGCUGAGCACAAAAUGGGCAAGGCUUGUUGGGACUGUUUACGUUUCCAUAGAGACAACAACAGUGAGCUGCAGUUUGCAUCUAUCUCUCCCUCUCAGGGUCUUAGCUGUGCAGGCGACCUGUCGUCACGUGACCUCACACAGCUGAGUUUCAUUUCACACAUUGAGAUCACAACCUUCCUGAUGACUCUGGGCAUACACAACAAACGCACACGUCCUCCACGCUGCAGGAACCGGGACAGUGGUGUGUUUGGCGUUCCUCUGAACACGCUGUUGGAGAAAGACAGGAAGAAGUUUCCCGGGGUCAAAGUUCCUGUCGUGUUCCAGAAGUUGUUGUGUAUCUUAGAGCAAACAGGCCUGUUGACUGAGGGGAUUCUCAGAGUACCAGCAUCAGCUGCUAAAGUCAAGUGCCUUCGUAGAGAAUUAGACAGGUGCUAUGAGGGAUUUGACUGGUCUGCAUUAAGACAGGUGGACGCUUCCAGUCUGUUGAAGCUUUUCAUCAGAGAGCUGCCAACCCCUCUGCUGACACACACACACCUGUCCACCUACCGCUCUGUACUGAGUAUCCCUUCUGAGCUCCAUCAGGUUCAGGCCCUGCAGCUGCUGACAUUGCUUCUUCCAGAAGCCAACAGAGAAAUUCUGAGAGCUCUGCUGGACUUCCUCCGUAAGGUGGUCUCUCAUCAGGAUCAGAACCGUAUGUCUCUGUGGAAUGUGUCCAUGGUGAUGGCACCCAACCUGUUCCGUCGUCACCAUGGAAACAAGCGCUCAAUUGCUAAACGAGAUGAGAUGGAGGAGGCAGUGGGUGGAGCUCAGCUGAUCCGGCUGAUGAUCAUUCACCAGGACUUGCUUUGGACUGUCCCCAAGUUUCUAUUGUCUCAGGUGAGACAGAUGAACCAGGUGUCCAUUCAGAAACAGCUUGGCCUGAGCUGGACCAGUAGACUGUUGAGGAAGAAGAAUGACAAGAAUGAAAGAGAUCAGAUCACAGAGCUGUGCGAAGGUGUGAUCAGAGUUCAUGCUCCUCUACACACCAAGAUUUCCAUGGUGAUACAACUUGAGGAACAGACAACAGCCAAGGACAUAACGUCCCGCUUCGAGUGUGAGAACAGUCCGGUUCAACAUCUGUAUGAAGUUGGAGGAAACAUCUGUGAGCGUCGUCUUCAUCCUGACUGUGUUUUGUUGGAUGUUUACAGAGUUAAUCCCCACUGUGAUUGGCUAAUUAAACCCUGACAACCUGUCUCAGAACCUUUUUCAAGUGUCUCACCACCUCUCUCAUUAAUGCCUCCCCACCGGUCGACACAUGCACUACCACCUGUCUCAUUGCCCUCACUCCACGUUUCAGCUCGUGUUUUUUGCUGGCACAAAAACACUGGCGCCAGCCUCACUCCAUUUGUGACAAUCUCUCCCACAAGUGGAUCCAAACUUCCUUUUAUCAUGAACCACUUCCUUUGUUCAUACAGCAGCUGUUGGCAUGACAUCACAGUAACAUUGUCAUCUAUCGAACAAUUGUUCAGUCUGUUUUUUAUCUUUCUGAAUUUCGUUUGUCCUGGCAGAUUAGUUAAAUCUUCUCCUGCUCCAGUCUUUAUUUACUGCUGCUGAUUCUGUACAUCAGAACAAAUGUGUUUAUUAAUAAUGCUCAUAUUAAAACUUGA
This is a messenger RNA of Oreochromis niloticus (Nile tilapia), 2632 nucleotides long. It is a transcript of the gene arhgap28, whose product is annotated as Rho GTPase activating protein 28. Gene Ontology annotation, cellular component: cytoplasm. Gene Ontology annotation, biological process: signal transduction; regulation of actin filament polymerization; regulation of small GTPase mediated signal transduction. Gene Ontology annotation, molecular function: GTPase activator activity. The transcript is spliced from 15 exons. NCBI's taxonomy places the organism in Eukaryota, Metazoa, Chordata, Actinopteri, Cichliformes, Cichlidae. Bases 69 to 2210 code for a protein of 713 amino acids. The record is from RefSeq and is a predicted model, not a curated record.